AUGUCCGAUCAGGAUGCCUGGGCUAUUCAAAAGACAAUCAUGCAGACCGAGUUUCCCUUUAUUGUGCUUAAGUCACUGCAGUUUGCCCUCUUCCGCACAUAUGGCGUUCCGACAAUAUCCACACUGCUCCUGAAGACAUCACAGUUAUCAGACUCUACAAUAUCAUUCAAGAGAUAUGCCGACACAGGCACACUGAUCGGCGAAUUCAUGGCUUUCGACCCACGCUCCGAGCGAGCGCGGACAGCAAUAGCCCGAACCAAAUUUCUGCACAAGGGCUACAGAGCUAGCGGCAAGAUCAUGGAAGCUGACAUGUUAUACACACUAAGCUUAUUCGCUCUUGAGCCAAUCCGGUUUGUGAAACAAUUCGAGUGGCGCGAGAUGACUGAAAUGGAACGAUGUGCUGUCGGGACAUUCUGGAAGAGUCUCGGUGAUGCGUUGGAAAUCAAUUAUGAUGCUUUGCCCUCUGGAAAGACUGGCUUCCAAGAUGGGAUUCACUGGCUGGGGGAGAUUGGUGCAUGGAGCCAGCAAUACGAAAUCCAGCACAUGAAGCCUCACCCUCGCAACAAGGAGCUUGCGGAAAAGACGAUUGACGUGCUGGUAUAUAAUUUGCCAAAUUUCUUGAAGCCGUUGGCUAGAUACUUCGUGUCAUAUCUGAUGGGAGAUCGAUUGCGAACCGCGAUGAUGAUGGAAGAACCACCUGCAUUUUUCAGCGACUUCUUGCGCUUGAACGUGUUCACCGACAAACCGGAUAAGCACGGCCGCAACUGGGUGUUGAUAUACGACGGAGCUCCAUUCUAUGUGCAGCCCACAAUCUGGAACCGCUGGGGGCCGAUGGCAUGGUUUAAAUGGGCACUCGGACAUCCUUUGCCUGGUGAUGACGGAGACAAAUAUUACCCACAGGGCUAUCGCACCGAUGAUCUGGGACCGAAGUAUUUUGAGGGCAAGGGGUACAAGGAAUUGGAGGGUUUCAAGGAGACUCUUCGUCGGCAGCGGAUGGGACAGUGUCCAUUUCCAUGA
This is a messenger RNA of Penicillium psychrosexuale, 1017 nucleotides long. RefSeq lists its product as uncharacterized. Lineage: Eukaryota; Fungi; Ascomycota; Eurotiomycetes; Eurotiales; Aspergillaceae. The record is from RefSeq and is a predicted model, not a curated record. The coding region runs from base 1 to 1017 and encodes 338 amino acids. The transcript has 4 exons. Gene Ontology annotation, molecular function: oxidoreductase activity.